GAAAGAGGGGAGUGAGCAGCUACUGCCGUCAAGGUGAAGGAGACUCAGUCAAUGAGUGAGCGUGAUAUAAACUGACAAACUGAUUCGUACGACCCAGGAGGACUUGAAAAGGAUGAAAAAAAAUAUUUAAAAGCUGUUUUCUUUUUGGAUUUGCAGGCCUCAAGGGGAGAUAAUAUUUGUGAGAGGGAAUUCAGCACUCUCAGUCCUUCCUGUUGUGACACUUCAUCAUGGUGGACCUGUUCGUUGACCGGGUGCUGGUGAAGAACAACAAGGACCAGGAUGAGCAGGACACAGAACGAGAGAUCGUCAUGUGCCUGCAGAACCGCAUCCUGAUGCUCUUCUUUGCAUCUGCUGCCUGUGAGAGCUGCCAGCAGUUUGCUCCCACGCUCAGCGACUUCUUUAAACGGUUGACAGAUGAGUUUUAUGUGGACCGCGCUGCUCAGCUUGUUCUCCUGUACAUUAGUUUGGACGAGUCAGAGGAACAGCAAGAAAGCUUCCUUAAAGAGCUGCCCAAGAAGUGCCUGUUCCUGGCCUACGAGGACCCCUACAGGAGGGAGCUGGAGGCCAUGUUUAAUGUGGAGGAGCUGCCCACAGUUGUGGUGCUGCGUCCCGACUGCUCCAUCCUAAACCCGAACGCAGUGCAGGAGAUACUCCGCCUGGGCCCAGACUGCUACCGCAACUGGCAGGAAGCAGCGGAGAUCAUCGACAGGAACUUCAUGAUCAACGAGGACUUUGAGGAGAAGUCGAUGCGUAGCUUCAGUGACCCCGUGAGAAGACUCAAGUACAAGGUGGAGGAUGAGAAGAAGAAAAAGAAGAAGAAAAAGGGCAGAGGGUGGGGCGGAGGUCGAGAGGAGGAGGUGGAGGUGGAUGGAAACGAUGGAGGAGGAUGGUGACGGAGACGAAGAACAAGACUGUGGCUUUCUUUAAAAGUUGCCAUAAUCUGUAAAUUAAAGCUGUGUCACAAUGUUUCCUACUGAUGCUGCCAAUGGAAAACAGUCAGUAUGCCACAAGAAGAAGUGUACAUAAUCUGAAAACUGGGAAGAUUAAUCUGAUGCAGCUCUGCACUGUGUGGCAGGUUUUGAUAUUCAUAAAUCUGUUAAACAUUGUGUUUUGGUUGGGGCCUAUUAAAAUGUUGAUUUAGAGUUUAGUUUAGAGUGUUUAAGGCUUUUAGAACAUUAUGAUGGAAGUAAAUGAUGACCAUGCACAAAUGAUGUCUCUUACAUUGUUACAGAAAUGUUUAACAUGUACCUUUUGUUACACAGAUCUGGUGAGGAAUUUAACUAUUUUUACAGUCUCUCCAAAAUUCCACACUAAGAUAACACCAUAGAUAAAUCCAUGCUGGGAUUUGGAAUCAAAGGAGAUGUUGAUACAAAGGUUUUUUUUUUUGUUUUUUUUUUAGAUUUCUGAAUUUUGUGGCGAACACUUCUGUUCUGUCAACUACUGAGAAACCCACUUAUUGUCAAUAUAGGGUAGCCAUACAUCAUUAAUGUCCCAUCGCUCUGUUGUUUUCAUGAAGCUGUGAUUAUCUUAGAGGUCACAAGAGGUUACAGUGAAAUAGGCUGUUUAGAGAAAACCAGUGUGCAAAAAUAUUCAAGUGAUAUAAAUAAAAUAACACAUUUGUACUCCAUGAGAAAAACUGCAUGGGAUCAGCAUAAAGUUGGCAGGCCAUAGAACCAGUUUUCAUUCAGAUACCUUGAGGUCAGAAGUCAAGGGACCCCUUUGAAAAUCGCGAUGCUAAUUUUUCCCUCGCCAAAAUUUAGCCUUACUUUGGAGCUGCAUAAUUUUUGCCCCAAACUACAUUAGCAAAAAGUGGACAUGGGUGUGUCUGAACAGUUUUAAUACAGAAAGGCUAUCUUGAGGUUAGGGGUCAGUUUUUCCCUCGCCAAAAUCUAGCCCAAAUUUGGAGUGUAUUUAACGCUGUUUCCUAACAAGCUAGAGAGUUGCUUUUCUAUAUCAGCGCCAAGUGUUGUCUUACUGCAAACAUGCAUGUUUGUGUGUUUGUGUGUGUGUGUGUGUGUGUGUGGAUCUGCCAACAACCAAUAAAAAUCUAUGUAAAACACUUUCUAAAGGGAGACUGAAUACUGCAAAUCAGUGCUGACCUCAGCUUAGAAUUGGCCGUCUUUAAUGUCUUUAAAAGCUGCCAAGUAUACAGUCAAGCCAAUGUUAGGUCUGUGCCAAGUCUUACCAUUACGCUUGUUUCAUUACACCCAGGAGAUUAUUCCAACCAUUUCCCCAUUUUCAACCACACAGCUCUGUAAUGCAAUGCACUUUUUUUUACAUGAUAAUUUGCACCAUCCAAUCAAAACACAUCAUGCAUAAUCUGAAAUCAAUGAAUUAUUCAGCACCAUUAAAAUAAUUUUGUUAGUGACUGUUGUGCUCUGAGUGUUUAUGAAGUCUAGCUCCACUUUACAGGCUGCACAAGAAGCAAUCAGAGCUAUUCAAAGGCAGUCAAGUGACAUUAUGGAGAAACGGGCUAUUCGGCAUAAUCAGUGAUUUCCUGACAUGACUCAUCCUCUUUCAUACUAAGGACUGUGUUUAGCCUUUGCACACUUCCCCGUACAUGUAAACUGCAUAAAUGAUGCUUUUAUCCUAUCAGUCAGGAGGACAAGAGGAAGACGGGAGAUUUCUUGCAUCCUCUAUCCUCUGAGUGACCUGAGCCUUCAUUAUAUGCUGCCAUUAAUCCUAAAUUGCAAAUACAAAAAAAGCAAGAGAGUGCUUUUCUUUUGCAUUGUAUAGGAGUA
This is a messenger RNA of Centropristis striata (black sea bass), 2741 nucleotides long. Its product is annotated as nucleoredoxin-like protein 1. Lineage: Eukaryota; Metazoa; Chordata; Actinopteri; Perciformes; Serranidae. Bases 228 to 893 code for a protein of 221 amino acids. Gene Ontology annotation, biological process: photoreceptor cell maintenance. The transcript has 4 exons. Gene Ontology annotation, cellular component: mitochondrion. The record is from RefSeq and is a predicted model, not a curated record.